CUUAAUCAAAUCUAAAGGUGAGAACUAGGGCAACAACUAUAUAAGCUCCUACUUAUGUUUUAGGGUUUUGCUUCCUCCGUCUUCCUCAUUUUGCAGCAGUCUUGUUCGUUUUAUCAGCCGACACGAAAAUGGUGAAGGGACGCCAAGGAGAACGUGUCAGACUCUACGUUAGGGGAACCAUCUUGGGAUACAAAAGGUCCAAGUCCAACCAGUACCCAAACACAUCCCUUAUCCAGAUCGAAGGAGUCAACACUACAGAGGAGGUAACAUGGUACAAGGGAAAGAGGAUGGCUUACAUAUACAAGGCUAAGACCAAGAAGAACGGUAGCCACUACCGCUGCAUCUGGGGAAAGGUUACCAGGCCUCAUGGUAACAGCGGUGUUGUCCGUGCCAAAUUCACAUCGAACUUGCCUCCUAAGUCCAUGGGAAUGAGGGUCAGAGUCUUCAUGUAUCCGAGCAACAUAUGAAGAACAGCAUCAACUUUGAGUUAGCUGUGGUUUUGUCCACUAGUUCGUUGUUUUGUAUUUUGAUACUGAAAGCAUUUUCCUUUCUUUGUUUUAAGUGUUUUGGUGAUUAUCUGAACGACUUCAAAAUCAUGAAACUGGUUUUUGAUCCCAAAUUAAAAUCUCUCCCAUCUUUCUUUCA
Messenger RNA from Brassica rapa (field mustard), 645 nucleotides. RefSeq names its product 60S ribosomal protein L35a-1. Gene Ontology annotation, biological process: translation. The record is from RefSeq and is a predicted model, not a curated record. Gene Ontology annotation, molecular function: structural constituent of ribosome. Gene Ontology annotation, cellular component: ribosome. Lineage: Eukaryota; Viridiplantae; Streptophyta; Magnoliopsida; Brassicales; Brassicaceae.